AUGUACCGCGGUGGCCGAUCGGUGGACCGUCGCAUCCUCCCCGACACGCGGCCUAAUAUUGCGAAACCCCCUGUUCAAGUCGAGGGUCGUCGCACCGUGUCUGGCGACGGUCUGCCAAUGAGCCCGGGCCCAUUUGUCAGCGAUACGCCAGCACAAGCAACCCAUUCCUGCCGCCGCUCCGAUCGUCGAUUUUGCUGCUCGUUGGCCGCCCCAUUCGCCCGUCCGCCCGCCCUUCCCCGAACGAUGAACCGCGACAAGGUCCUUUCGCCGGGCGCCAUCGACGACCUGAUCGCCGAUGGACAAAAAAUCGUCAUUAUGGACGAGUACGUCCUGAAGCUGGAUGGAUGGCUCGAUAGGCACCCUGGUGGUCGUCUGGUAAUUCUGCACAUGGUUGGAAAAGAUGCGACGGACGAGAUUCAUGCGUAA
Messenger RNA from Parascedosporium putredinis, 426 nucleotides. Lineage: Eukaryota; Fungi; Ascomycota; Sordariomycetes; Microascales; Microascaceae. The record is from the annotation of a GenBank genome assembly.